AGCUUUGGCUCCGGGGCCGCCCCUGUGGGCCGGCCGGCGCCCGCGCGGCGCCGCCCCUCAUGCAUUCGGCGGCCGCUUCUGGCCCAGGCUCGCCCGAGAUCACUGGCCCUCUGGCCGCGGGCGCGCGACAGCGCUCGCGGUCGGCCCGGGGGCAGGAGCGAGCGACGGGCCCUGUCCAGAGGCCCGAGAGCGACCAGGGCGGCCAGGGAGCAGUCGGCGUGGGGGCUGCUGCCCGGCCGCCGACGGUGCCCGCCCGUCCGCUCCUGGGGCCAGAGGGGCGUCCACGGUGCCCGACCGACCACGGGCGCCUCCGCUCGAUCCCCUUCCGCACCGCGGCGGGCGACGCGAUCGAGGUCCGCGUGGUGAUACGCCGCAGCAGCGCCGAGGACGACGCCCGCCUGGAGGGCCGCGCGGGCGUGGACCUCGCCAGCGGGAUCAAGGUCUGGGAGGGCGGCCUGGACCUGGCCGAGGCCCUCGCGGCGCUGCCGCGGGAGGCUGCAGGGCACCUGCGCGGAGGGCGGGCGCUGGAGCUCGGAGCCGGGCACGGCGUGCCCGGGAUCGUGGCGUCGAUGCACCUGGGCAUGAAGGUGGACUUCCACGACCACAGCGCGGAGGUCCUGGAGCAGGUGACCGCGGCCAACGCGGCGGCGAGCGGCCUGGGGGAGGCGACGUCGCCGCCGGAGGACCCUCCGAGGCUGUUGUCGGGCGACUGGCGCGAGCUGCUGCGUGAGGUCAGCCAGGGCGCGUACGAUGUGGUCCUGGCGGCGGAGGCGAUAUACCGCACAGAUAUGUACGACGACUUGGCAGCGCUGUUGGAGCGAUGCUUGACGCCAACAGGAGUUGCGUGGUUCGCAGGGAAGCGUCUGUACUUUGGCUGCGGCGGAGGUACAGCUUCCUUCGGAGCGUUCAUGCGCGCCCGCGGUGGAUUUACUGUUGAUACGGCGCAGGUAAUCGAGGAUGGCCGGUCCAACCUCCGGGAGAUUCUGAAGAUCUCGCGCACUAGGUCUGACGCGUGUGCUGGCGCCAAGGCCGCUGUGGAGCCCGCUGGAGGAGGCCAGUUAUCCAGUUGAUUGCGGCGUAUCUGGCCACCGCGCUAGCGCAGCACUCCUUGUGGCGACGCUCUGAACACCGCCCAGAAGGCCGUAACGCGUGACACCGCUCAUCUAUGUUGCUCGAGGGACAUCAGUAGCAGCCCCAGCAGAUGCCAAAGGCAAAGACGAUCAGCCGAUGCUAAUUCAUUCCCACAAUUCGCGCGGUUUGCCGUCGAUCGCGAGGCUGCCUGCAGCCGAACCUGUGCGAGACACACGUGCCCAUCCUGAAAUCCCACCCCGGCGUGCCGUACAGCGUUCGAGAUUGUUGCCCUCCCGCGCCAGUCGUUUCGCACGCUGUAGGCAUGGGCCUGGAAGCUCUGGGGGGGGCGGGCGCACUGCAAGAGACUCUAGGUGCAGUUUCUCGGCACGGCACACAGUGGGGCAGCCAGAGCCGCGCCUCCAUGCGGGUCACAUGAAACUGCACGCAGGAGCCAUGUCAAGA
Messenger RNA from Prorocentrum cordatum, 1533 nucleotides. The record is from the annotation of a GenBank genome assembly. Lineage: Eukaryota; Dinophyceae; Prorocentrales; Prorocentraceae.